AUGAGUCUGUGGUAUGUCAUUGUUGGAUUCGUCUUCUUUGCAUCCAUACUCAUUGCAAAGAACAUGAAAAAGUCAGACAAGACAAAGAAGAAUCUACCUCCUGGACCAUGGACACUUCCUAUAAUUGGGAACUUGCACCAAUUGGGAACGCAUCCUCAUCGCUCCAUGUUCGAGUUAUCCAAAAAGUACGGCGCUCUAAUGUCAAUGAAGUUUGGAAGUGUAUCUACUGUUGUGGCAUCAACACCGGAGACUGUAAAGGAAGUCUUGAAAACAUUCGAUUUAGAUUGUUGUUCACGACCUUACAUGACGUAUCCUGCAAGAAUCACGUACAAUCAAAACGAUCUCGUCUUUGCUCCUUAUAGCAAAUAUUGGAGGGAAGUAAGAAAGAUGACGGUUGUUGAACUCUACACGGUGAAAAGGGUACAAUCGUUUCGACAUGUAAGAGAAGAAGAAGUUGCCUCUUUCGUCGAUUUCAUCAAAGAAUCCGCUUCAUUGGAGAAUCCAGUUAACUUCAACGAGAAGUUACUGAAACUGUCGGGGAGUGUGAUAUGUAGGGUUGGGUUUGGGAUAAAUCUUAAAGGGAGUGAACUUGAGAACACUGUUGACCAAGUCAUUGUGCAAACUUUUGAGGUGUUGGGGAGUUUUGCAGCAGCUGAUUACUUCCCGGUCAUUGGUAAACUCAUCGAUAGAAUCACAGGUUUACAUGGCAAAUGUGAAAAGGUUUUUAAGAUACUGGAUUCGUUUUUCGACCAAGCUAUAAAGCAUCACCUAGAAGAUGAGGGUAUUAAAGAUGAUAUCAUUGACUUGCUCCUCAAGAUGGAAAAGGGAGAGAUCGGACUUGGAGAGUAUCAACUUACUCGAACCCACACUAAAGGAAUUCUUUUUAAUAUUCUUUCUGCUGGAAUAGACACUUCUGCCCAAACUGUGACAUGGGUGAUGACACAUUUGAUUAAAAACCCAAGAGUGAUGAAGAAACUGCAAGCGGAGAUCAGAGAAGUGAUCCAAAACAAAGACCAUAUCACAGAAGAUGACAUAGAACGACUUGAGUAUCUCAAAAUGGUGAUCAAAGAAGCUUUUAGGAUAACACCACUUGUGCCACUUCUAGUUCCAAGAGAGGCUUUAAGGGAUGUCAAGAUCGGAGGUUACGACGUUCCAAAGAAAACAUGGAUCCAUGUCAACAUUUGGGCUGUUCAUAUGAAUCCAAGCAUUUGGAAAGAUCCUGAAUAUUUCAUACCAGAGAGGUUUAUGAAUAAUGAGACUGACUAUAAAGGUCUAAACUUUGAUCUCUUGCCGUUUGGUAGCGGAAGGAGAAUGUGCCCUGGUAUGGCUAUGGGUGUAGCUUUGGUUCACUUGGCUCUUAUCAACCUUCUUUACCGUUUCGACUGGAAGCUUCCAGAUGGAAUGGAACCAGAAGAUGUCGACCUUCUAGAAUCAUAUGGACUUGUCUGUCCUAAGAAGGUACCACUUCAACUUAUUCCAGUCCUUACCCAAUGGACUUGA
Molecule: messenger RNA, 1500 nt
Organism: Microthlaspi erraticum
Lineage: Eukaryota; Viridiplantae; Streptophyta; Magnoliopsida; Brassicales; Brassicaceae
Source: the annotation of a GenBank genome assembly